Messenger RNA from Pteropus alecto (black flying fox), 1344 nucleotides. It is a transcript of the gene NPFFR1, whose product is annotated as neuropeptide FF receptor 1. The coding region runs from base 1 to 1344 and encodes 447 amino acids. Gene Ontology annotation, biological process: G protein-coupled receptor signaling pathway. The transcript has 4 exons. The record is from RefSeq and is a predicted model, not a curated record. Lineage: Eukaryota; Metazoa; Chordata; Mammalia; Chiroptera; Pteropodidae. Gene Ontology annotation, cellular component: membrane. Gene Ontology annotation, molecular function: peptide binding; neuropeptide receptor activity.
AUGGACGAGAUGGGAUGGGAGGAUCCUGACCCAUAUGUUCCUUUGCUCCUAGGGGAGCCCUCCCAGCCUCCCAACAGCAGCUGGCCCCCAUGCCAGAAUGGGAGUCACGCCGAGUCCGCCCCAGCUGCAAACCUGACCUUCUCCUCCUAUUACCAGCACUCCUCACUAGUGGCGGCCAUGUUCAUUGUGGCCUACGUGCUCAUCUUCCUCCUCUGCAUGGUGGGUAAUGCGCUGGUCUGCUUCAUCGUGCUCAAGAACCGGCACAUGCGCACCGUCACCAACAUGUUUAUCCUCAAUCUGGCUGUCAGUGACCUGCUGGUGGGCAUCUUCUGCAUGCCCACCACCCUUGUUGACAACCUCAUCACUGGGUGGCCUUUUGACAACGCCACAUGCAAGAUGAGCGGCUUGGUGCAGGGCAUGUCUGUAUCAGCUUCCGUUUUCACACUGGUGGCCAUUGCUGUGGAAAGAUUCCGCCGCAUCGUGCACCCUUUCCGCCAGAAGCUGACCCUACGGAAGGCACUGGUCACCAUCGCGGUCAUCUGGGCCGUAGCCCUGCUUAUCAUGUGCCCCUCGACCAUCACGCUGACUGUUACGCGCGAGGAGCACCACUUCAUGGUGGAUGCCCGCAACCUCUCCUACCCACUCUACUCGUGCUGGGAGGCCUGGCCUGAGAAGGGCAUGCGCCAGAUCUACACUGCCGUGCUCUUCUCGCACAUUUACCUGGCGCCACUGACGCUCAUUGUAGUCAUGUACGCCCGCAUCGCACGCAAGCUUGUCAAGGCCUCGGGCCCUGGCCAAACCCGCGGGGAGGCAGCCACGGAGGGCCGGCGCGGGGCCCGGCGCAAGGCCAGGGUGGUACACAUGCUGGUCGUGGUGGCACUCUUCUUCACACUGUCCUGGCUGCCGCUCUGGGCUCUGCUGCUGCUCAUCGACUACGGGCAGCUCAGUGAACCGCAGCUGCACCUGGUCACGGUCUACGCCUUCCCCUUCGCCCACUGGCUGGCCUUCUUCAACAGCAGCGCCAACCCCAUCAUCUAUGGCUACUUCAAUGAGAACUUCCGCCGCGGCUUCCAGGCUGCCUUCCGUUCCCAGCUCUGCCCACUGCAGUGGGGGAGCCACAAGGAGGCCUACUCGGAGCGGUCCCGCGGGCUCCUGCGCACGCGGAUCUUCGUGGAGGUGCAGCACAGCGACUCGGGUCUACCCUCCGAGUCCGGGCCUAGCAGUGGGGCCCCCAGGCCUGGCCGCCUCCCACUGCGCAAUGGCUGGGUGGCCCACCAUGGCUUGGCCCCGGAAGGCCCUAGCUGUUCCCAUUUGCCCCUCACCAUACCAGCCUGGGAUAUUUGA